Molecule: messenger RNA, 1080 nt
Organism: Meyerozyma guilliermondii ATCC 6260
Lineage: Eukaryota; Fungi; Ascomycota; Pichiomycetes; Serinales; Debaryomycetaceae
Product: MDR family NADP-dependent oxidoreductase
Exons: 1
Coding region: 1-1080 (359 amino acids)
Molecular function (GO): oxidoreductase activity, acting on the CH-CH group of donors, NAD or NADP as acceptor
Source: RefSeq, a predicted model, not a curated record
AUGGCUCCCACACAAACGAAAACUUUUAUUGUGAACGAACAACCAAUCAAGAAUGUCAAUUACGAAUUGGGUCAAAAACACUCCACUUUCAAGCUAGUGGACCAAACAUUGCAACCGUUGCAAGAUGGACAUGUUCGAGUAAAGACACUUUACUUAUCCAACGAUCCAACCCAAAGAUCUUGGAUACAAAAAGGUAUCAACCCCGAAAGAAUGUACGUUCCACCUGUGGGCCAAGGUGAGCCAAUGAGAUCGCUUGGUAUAGGGCAAGUAGUCGAAUCCAAGUCGUCGACCUAUAAGAAUGGAGAUCUUGUGAUUUGCCUGUUGUACUGGUCCCAAUACUGUGAUAUUGAUGAGCAGCAAAUUGACAGCAAGGUUCCUGAUGCUUCAAUUCCUUUGCCCGUAUACUUGUCUACGUUGGGAAUGACAGGGUUGACUGCCUAUUUUGGUAUCAGAGAAGUUGCCAAAGCCAAGAAAGGAGACACUGUGGUUGUUUCUGCUGCUUCUGGUGCCACUGGGUCAAUGGUGGUUCAAAUCGCCAAGGCAAUUGGGUGCCAUGUCAUUGGUAUUUCCGGUGGUGAAGAAAAGUGUCGUUAUGUUGAAAGCAUUGGAGCCGAUGCCUGUGUCAAUUACAAAGAUCCAGCGUUCAGAAAGAAUAUGGUGAAGGCUCUUGGUGACAAGAAGUUCUGUGAUGUAUUUUUUGACAAUGUUGGAGGAGACAUUUUGGACGUAAUGCUCGCUUUGACCAAGGUGAACGGUACUAUUGUUGCGUGUGGAGCCAUUGCUGGUUACAAUGACCACACCAAAAUGCAAAUUAGAAACUGGGGGGAAAUCAUAGUCAACAGACUCACCGUCAAAGGGUUCAUUAUCUUGGAUCACAAAGACAAGUACGGUGCUGCCGUGAAGGAAAUUGCAGGUUGGAUCAAGGAAGGAAAAGUCAAAGCUGACGAAAGUGCUUUUAACUUGGUCGACUUGACCGGGGAAUCCAAAUUUACCGAGGUUCCUAUUGUCUGGGGCACUCUUUUCUCCGACAACAAGAAACCAGGAAAGCUUUUGACAAAACUCGCUGACCCUAAAUUGUAA